Messenger RNA from Tricharina praecox, 933 nucleotides. RefSeq lists its product as uncharacterized. NCBI's taxonomy places the organism in Eukaryota, Fungi, Ascomycota, Pezizomycetes, Pezizales, Pyronemataceae. Bases 1 to 933 code for a protein of 310 amino acids. The record is from RefSeq and is a predicted model, not a curated record. The transcript is spliced from 10 exons.
AUGUCGCGGUGGUCACUGGUGACGUCGCGCGUCCUCUUACUCCGCAAACUCCAGCGGUUGGAUUGGAGGGUGCCCAAGUCCCUACUGCAGGGAGUGCCGCAGCUCUCACCAGACAUCAUUCGCCGCGACCUCCAGCCGGCGCGGCGCAGCACCCACGGCCUGAUCUUCCGCGGCCCAGGAUGCAUCUUCACCACGACACCGGCGCCUGGUACCCUCUUCAACAUCGACUGGUCCACGCUCUCGGGCGGCGGCGGCGUUGCCCCCGCCCUCGCCGCCUUCAGCAUCAACCUCUGGCAAUCCCACAGGUGCACGUCUGCCGGCCUCGUGGACCUGUACUGGGCCGUUCACGACUUCGACUUCGAUUCCAACGCCGUCGACACUCUACCACGCACCUUCGCGCACUCGGAGAUGACGCACGACAUCACGCGGACCCUGGUGGCCACCGCGGGACUUCAGUCGCGAAUUGACGAGAUCCUGCCCGGGACUGGCCUCGCAAUGUUUGUCGUUACGUGCGUGGAUAUGUACUCCACCAGCUUUGCUCAAUGUCCUGGCGAGAAACAGGCACCUAAUGCACUCUCACAGUCUCACCAUCCCGCCGCCGCCGGUCUCGAACUGCGGGCUCCGGGCCCCGAGGGGCAUCUCACAAUUGCCGAAAAGAUACCCAUCAUAUAUACUCCCGCAUUUGCGAACGUCGAGUACAUCAGUAGUUAUCGGCGCCGGCAAGUGAUUGAACACGGAUACCGACUGGUAACUACGACUUCGUCCAGAAUGAGCCUGCGAGUAACGAUCAUGAUCCACCAUGCUAAGGUCGACGGGACGGACUUUAAUCGACUGCAGUCGACUGGCAAGACCGGUAAAAAAAUCACAAGGCGACAUGAAUCACAAGAGAAAUCGCUGCGCGCGUAUUAUCGGUGGUUUAUGAGCACGGGCUGA